Molecule: messenger RNA, 3023 nt
Organism: Esox lucius (northern pike)
Lineage: Eukaryota; Metazoa; Chordata; Actinopteri; Esociformes; Esocidae
Gene: kat14
Product: lysine acetyltransferase 14
Exons: 10
Coding region: 22-2418 (798 amino acids)
Molecular function (GO): acyltransferase activity, transferring groups other than amino-acyl groups
Source: RefSeq, a predicted model, not a curated record
GUCUAUCAAUCUCUGGUGACAAUGGACAGCAGCGGUGAGCAGAGGGGUCAGGUAGAUGAUGAGGCCAUGUGCACCUCGGAUGGGUUGGAGGAGGGUGAGGUGGAGGGAGAGACGCUGCUCAUCGUGGAGUCGGAGGACCAGGCCUCUGUAGAUCUAUCGCAUGACCAGAGCGGUGACUCACUCAACAGCGACCUGGGGGAGGAGGGAGAGGGCGGCUGGAACGACGACAUGGCCUUCUAUUGCGACAAGUGCCACAAAUGGAUCCCAGCUGCCCAGCUGCAUGGAGAACAACCCAGCUACCUGAAAGGAGACAAUUUCUUCAAGUUUAACUGCUACGACUGUACAGAAGAUGGCAAGGAGACAUUUGAGAGAAUGAGACUCACCUGGCAACAAGUGGUAAUGUUGGCCAUGUACAACCUCUCGUUGGAGGGCACAGGGCGUCAAGGUUACUUCCGAUGGAAGGAGGACAUUUGUGCCUUUAUUGGGAGACAUUGGACCUUCCUACUGGGUACCAGAAAGAAGACUUCCACGUGGUGGAGCACGGUGGCAGGCUGCUUGUCUGUGGGGAGUCCCACGUUCUUCCGUUCUGGGGCCCAGGAGUUUGGUGAGCCAGGCUGGUGGAAGCUGGUGCAGAACCGUCCACCCACACUGCGCCCAGAUAUGGACAAGGCCUCGGUGGCCUCCCUAAAGUCUAAAUCAGCCUCCAAACCGACACUGGACCCUAUCAUCACGGUGGAGGGCUUACGGAAGCGUGCAGGCCGGAAUCCAGUUGAGAGUGCCAUGCAACUGAAAGAGAAGCGCUCGCGCACGCAGGAGGCCAAGGACAUCCGGCGAGCACAGAAGGAGGCGGCGGGCUACAUGGAUUGCAGCACCUCCUCCACGCCUGUCAAAUUCAGUGGGCGUGGUGGUGGUGGGCGGCGGCCUGACUUGGUCCUGGAGAAAGGCGAAGUGGUUGACUUCUCUUCGAUGAGCUCCUCUGACCGCACUCCACUCACCAGCCCCUCGCCGUCGCCCUCCCCAGAUUUCUCAGCUCCAGGCACCCCCGCCUCCCACUCAGCCACACCCAGCCUGCUGUCAGAGGCCGACCUCAUCCCAGACGUGAUGCCGCCGAUGGCUCUCUUUCACGAUGACGAGGAGCUGGACGGCGAAGGUGUAAUUGAUCCCGGCAUCGAGUACAUACCUCCACCCAGUGCAUCCUCAGGCACCGGCGCCGUGAUUGUGCGCAAAAAGCUGCGUCCAGAGGCGGUGGCAGCACAUAUCAAGCAGGAAGCAGAAAGCGAAGAUGAGGUGGGCCGUGGCCGGGAUGAUGAUGAUGAUGAUGACGACGAGGAGCGAAGGGGACAGACUGAAGGUCAAUCCAGCACAGCCAGGGGAGCAUGGGGUGUCGGGGAGAGAAGGGGUGCUGUAGUAGAGAAGGGGGAGUGCGUGCCCCCCGCAGAGCCCCGGUUCUCCCCCCUUAGCCUGUAUGAGGAGCGUGUGCUAUUACGGCGCCUGGAGGCUUGUCCACAGGCGCUGGCUGUGACUUCACAGGCCAGGCGGCUGUAUAGGAAGCUGCUGGUGAGGCAAGCAAAGAGACAGAGAGGGCUCCCCCUCCUGGACAUGGAUCAGGCGGUCAAUGCCACCCUCAGUCUGGUGGGAGGGGUGUAUGGGGCCCAGGAGGGUGGACAAGGCUGCCGCGGUGACUUCAGCUCUGGAAAGUUUCGCACCACCAGUCAAGAUCUCAGAAUUCUCGACCGCUUCCAGACAACGGUAUCUAGCAGAAGAGGCUACCAUCAGCCCACAGUGUCUUUCUGGCACCGGCUAAUGGGCUCCGACGCCAGUGUAGACCAGGGCAUCAAGAGCCCUUACACCUCACGCACCCUUAAACCCUUCAUAAGGCGGGACUACGAGAACAAACCCAUGAAGCUCAAGCUGUUGGCAGAGAUCCGUGCUUACCCCCACAAGAAGGACCCACACUGGGUACCCGAGCCAGAGGCUCCAAUCGACUACUGUUACGUCCGGCCCAACCAUAUCCCCUCUGUCAACUCCAUGUGCCAUGAUAUCUUCUGGCCAGGUGUGGAUCUCUCAGAGUGUCUCCAGUAUCCAGACUUCAGCGUGGUUGUCCUUUAUAAGAAGGUGGUAAUCGGCUUUGGGUUCAUGGUGCCGGACGUGAAGUACAACGAGGCCUACAUCUCUUUCCUGCUGGUGCAUCCGGAGUGGAGAAGAGCAGGCAUCGCUACAUUCAUGAUCUACCAUCUCAUUCAGACAUGCAUGGGGAAAGAUGUCACUCUACAUGUCUCGGCAAGUAACCCUGCCAUGCUGCUCUACCAGAAGUUUGGCUUUAAAACAGAAGAGUAUAUCUUAGACUUUUACGACAAAUACUAUCCGCUGGACAGCAAGGAGUGCCGACAUGCAUUCUUCCUGCGGCUGCGGCGGUGAGAGGAAACUGGAAAGUAAUCCAGUUCAUUUAAAUGUUCUAAAAUGGACAUUACCAUGUACUGUAGUUUGGUUUACAGGAGCUUUGUCCAUUUUAGUAUUCAUAUUUCUUUGAUAAAAAAAGAAUUGGAAGUGCUAUUCAGUUUAGCCAUUGUACGUUACACCAGUGUUUCCUAAUCCUGGGGAUCCAAAGGGGUGAACGUUUUCUCCUUGCACUCACCAACCUGAUUCAAAUUAAAGACUUGAUAGGUUGAUUACCUCAAUCAAGUGUGUAAGUGGUAGGGCAACAUUUGAAUCAGGUGUGUGAGUGCUAAGGAAAAAACAUAAACCUCUUUGAGGCCCCAGGAUUGGGAAACACUGCAUUACACCAUCUCUUGUAAGCAUGUCAUUAUGUGAGAAUCUGUGGAUUUAUUGUUUAUGGGUGAUCCAAAGUCAUUUAUGUUUUUGUUCAUCUUGUGAGUUACAAAAAGCUCUGUCUCAAUCUUUGUUAUUGCAGUGUCUAUGUUCAGUGUGAAAGAGAUCUAUUUUAACCUGAAGUAUGGUAUUACUGUAAUUUUUUUACAUUUCUGAACAAGUGGUGAACUGUAAGUGAAAAUUCAUAUAAAGAA